GAGACAGAGAGAGAGAGAGAGAGAGUAUGGAGAAGGAAGAGAGCAAAAGCUGUAAGAUACUAGUGAUUGGAGGAAGUGGGUAUGUGGGUAAAUACAUGGUUAAGGCCAGUGUUUCCUUGGGUUAUCCAACCUUUGUGUACGUACGGCCAUUGUCACCCACUUCAAGCCCCUCCAAGCAAGAGGCGCACCUACAGUUCCAAUCAAUGGGAGUUACCAUCUUCCAGGGUGAAUUGGAUGAGCAUGAGAAGCUUGUAUCCAUAUUUCAACAAGUACAUGUUGUGAUUUCUACACUUCCAGUUCCUCAACACCUUGACCAACUCAAAAUCAUCAAAGCCAUGAAAGAAGCUGGUAACAUCAAGAGGUUUCUUCCCUCAGAAUUUGGCAAUGAAGUGGACAGGGGAACAACAGCACUUCCACCAUUUCAAAGGCUCUUGGAUGAUAAGAAGAAGAUAAGAAGAGCUACAGAAGAAGCUGGGAUACCCUACACUUAUGUGGCAUCAAACUCACUUGCUGCAUACUUCAUAGAUUACUUACUCCAUCCUCAUGAUCAGCUCCAAGAGGAAGUUACAGUCUAUGGCAAUGGUGAAGCUAAGGUGGUACUGAAUUUCGAGGAAGAUGUUGCUACCUACACAAUCAAAUCUUCAGUCGACCCAAGAACAUUAAAUAAAGUCAUCAUCCUUAGGCCACCAGGGAAUAUCAUAUCUCAGUUGGAGUUGAUUGCCUUGUGGGAAAAUAAGUUGAGAAGGAAGCUGAAAAAGGCUCAUAUCCCAGAGGAAGAAAUUCUUAAGCACUCUGAAAUUCUACCCCACCCAGACAACAUAAGUACAUCCAUCCUUCACAACAUCUUUGUGAAGGGUGACCAGAUGAGUUUUGAACUGGAGGAGGAUGAUUUGGAAGCUUCCCAGUUAUACCCAGAUUAUCAGUACACAUCGGUUGAUCGCCUUCUUGAUAUAUGUGUCGUCGAUGCCCCUGUUCCCAAGCUCUCUGUAUUCUGAAUUUCUGACGGAUCACAAACCACCCUACAAUUAGCAAAGUUUCAGCCCACCAAAAAUAAGAUAUUGCUCUGAAGUUGUGUUCUAUAAGAGCAUGAUUAGAUAUUUCUAGGCUUCUAGAUAUGGUACUCUGGGGGAGAAACUCUCUUCUUCUGCUGGUCGUUCAGCAUUAUCCAUAUCACAUAUUGGCAAUGUGUAGACAUCUCAUUUUGUUACUAUAAGAAUGUCCAUAGUGCUCUAGGAAAGGAUGUAAGACCUUGUUUCAAGCUUGGGAGUCAUUCACCUACUUCUUAUUUCUGAUUUUUAACA
Macadamia integrifolia is the source of this 1301-nucleotide messenger RNA. RefSeq names its product isoeugenol synthase 1-like. The coding region runs from base 27 to 995 and encodes 322 amino acids. The transcript is spliced from 5 exons. Lineage: Eukaryota; Viridiplantae; Streptophyta; Magnoliopsida; Proteales; Proteaceae. The record is from RefSeq and is a predicted model, not a curated record. Gene Ontology annotation, molecular function: oxidoreductase activity.